UUCUAUACAACAUUUGUGCUAGUGCUGUAAUUAUUUAAUUAAAUUAUUAUUCAUAUUCACUGUGGUUAUAUUGACUUGGGAAUUAAAAAAAAUGUUAAUAUGUAAAUAAUACAGAAAGCAUAGGUACUGUACACCUAGAAAGGAAGGAAUAUAUAAGUUAAUAAUGGGCAUAAAGCAUUUGUGGACAAUUUUGACACCAUUCUGUGAAAGAAAGCCAUUAUACGAAUUGCAGCGUAAGACUGUUGCUGUAGAUUUAUCCUGUUGGAUAUGCGAAGCCCAAAAUGUAGCUGAAUACCAAGUACAACCUCGCAUGUAUUUGAGAAACCUAUACUUCAGAACAUGCUACCUUUUGUUGAUGGAAGUAAAUCCGGUGUUCGUCUUAGAGGGAAAAGCUCCUGAGCUGAAAUAUCAAACUAUUGCGGCAAGAAAUGAUAUUCAAUUUAAGGGAGCAAAACCUAAAACGGGUGGAGUUAAGACAGGAAAGGAUAGAACCAGGUUUCAUUUCGUUCUAAAACAGUGUGAGGAAAUGCUGAACUACAUGGGACUAGUGUGUAUAAAGGGAAAAGGUGAAGCGGAAAGCUUAUGUGCCUAUUUAAAUGUCGAAGGGUUAGUUGAUGGUAUAAUCUCUCAAGAUUCCGACUGCUUUGCCUACGGUGCAAAAGUCGUAUACAGAAACUUUUCCAUUUCAACUCAAGGGGGUUAUGCUUCCAGCGGAGGAGCUGUCGAUAUAUACGAUAUUACCAAGGCUUACAAAAGCUUAAAUUUUGGGCGUAAUAAAAUAAUUGCAAUGGCUUUGCUCUGUGGUAGUGACUACAGUGAAGGAGUUUUGGGGGUCGGAAAGGAGUCUGUGAUGAAAUUAUUUGAAAAAUUGUCCGACGAAGAAACCUUAGACAGAUUGAGGUCUUGGAGACUGAAUUCAGAUAUGUAUGAGGAAUUUGAGAACAAGAUUUCUGAUAAAAAUAUGUGCACUUCUUGUGGGCAUAAUGGAAAACUUCACAGGCAUACAAAAAAUGGCUGUAAUUCCUGCGGUACUACCAAGGGUUGUGACCCCUUCAAGUUUAAAGAUGAACGAUUAAGUAUAAAGAAUGAAAUAAACAUGCGGAAUAAAGCUUUACAAGAUUCCUCCUUUCCGAAUGAGACUUUGAUCAAAGAAUUUUUGGAAAAAAAAGACAAUGUAUCACAAUUGAAUCUAAAAUGGAAACAACCAAACGUGGUGAAUUUUAUUAGAUUUACAGCAAAGUUUUUGCAAUGGGAGGAGAUUUAUUCAUUUGAAAAAAUCAUACCCAUAUUAACAAGAUGGCAAUGUCUAAAUUACGAGAUAAUUGAGAGGCAAACGGGUAUAAUGGGCAUAUUGUAUCCCGAUCAAAUUAAAAAAACCAGAAAUCCGAAAGGCAUACCGAGCUACGAAAUAAUCUGGUCAGAUCCUGAGGAAUACUUUAAGAACCUAAUUCCGGAGGAGCAACUUAUGCAGCCCAACAUAGAUUUGGAGAAACUGUGGUCAACGGUAGAACCCCAAAAUCUGGUGGAUAAAGCUUACCCAAAGUUAGUCGAGAUUUAUAAACAGUCCAAAAUUAAACCCAAGAAAGUGAGCAAAAGGAAAAAGAAAGACGUAAACAUUGACCAAAUCACGGAUAUGAUGACGAGUACAUCGAUUUCUGAGCCAAAACUUAAGAAGUCGAGAAAGAAAAAAGAGUUGGGAGGUACGAACGAGGAUCCUAAGAAAUCUAAAGCGAAAGUCUCGAAAGCUACGGCUUUGGAUAAUUUCCUUAAAACGGCCGUUGUAAACAGUCAUAAAAUUAAAAGUGAUGCCUUAAAAACUCAAAAAGGUGACAUAUACAAAACAUCAACACCUACAAAACUGAAACAAAGUAUCUCGUUCGAUUUAGACGUAUCAAAGUUUGGAGAUGAAGACGAUUUGGAGGUUUCGGACAUUAUAGAAGAUAUUAUUUCGAAAAAACCCAAAUACAUCGAAGAGAACAUCGGAAAAAUCAAAUUGGAUGAGUUUGAGGACGAUGUAAUUAGAGAUGACGUAAAUUCGUCAAGUUUUUUUAUGACAAAUCCAAUUGAGAAUGAUUUGUUUGAAAAGACCUUUAAUGACAAAGACGAAAGUGGAGAUGAUACUGUAGAGUACGACUUAGAUGAAUUUAUAGAUGAAGAUGACGACAAGGAAAAUAAGCCGUCUGAACCCGAAAAGGAAAAAAAUUGUUCAAGCGAGGAGGACGACAGUUUUUGUGAUAAGUAUGUACCGCUGUAUGAACGUUUGAAGAAAAAAUGAGUUUAAAAUAAAAGUCAUUAUUUACAUUUUACAUAUAUAUUCACAAAUUUUUUCCAUAAU
Messenger RNA from Anoplophora glabripennis (Asian longhorned beetle), 2335 nucleotides. RefSeq names its product flap endonuclease GEN. Lineage: Eukaryota; Metazoa; Arthropoda; Insecta; Coleoptera; Cerambycidae. The transcript is spliced from 7 exons. Gene Ontology annotation, molecular function: four-way junction DNA binding; 5'-flap endonuclease activity. Bases 164 to 2275 code for a protein of 703 amino acids. The record is from RefSeq and is a predicted model, not a curated record.